AUGGGUAACAAACAGUCGUUGAUGACGACGAGCUUCAACCUUCGUCUGCAGGCCAGAGAAGUGCUCAAGCUGCACGCUCAAUGUGAGCGCGAGGAGGAAUCUGAGAAGUUGAAAGUAAAGUUUGCACUAGAAAAGGGUAACAUAGACGCUGCGCGAAUCCAUGCGGCGAACUCCAUCCGCAAGCAUAACGAAGCACUGCGAUAUCUGCAGUAUCAUGCCAAGCUCGAGAUUCUGCGCCAUCAGGUCGAAACUGCCGAGCGAUCGAACUCGGUCUCCACCGAGCUGCGCAAGGCGCUGCCGCAGCUGACCAAACUAACCUCGAACAAGUCGAUGGACAGCGCGACCUUGUUCACAGAGUUUGAGAAGGUAUUCGAUGAUUUGGAGGUGAAAGAGGCGUACACCGAGCAGACCAUAAGCUCCAGCACUGCCCAUUUGGCUCCGCAGCACGACGUGGACACGCUGAUUAGCCAGGUGGCCGACGAGCACGCCCUGGACGUCGGCGGCAUUCUGGACAGCUCCAGCGCGAUCCGGGGGGCCGUGGUAAGCCGGAGCGACGCCGACAGAAUUACUAAGUGA
Babesia bigemina is the source of this 576-nucleotide messenger RNA. Its product is annotated as Charged multivesicular body protein 1. The record is from RefSeq and is a predicted model, not a curated record. Gene Ontology annotation, cellular component: multivesicular body; ESCRT III complex. The coding region runs from base 1 to 576 and encodes 191 amino acids. Lineage: Eukaryota; Apicomplexa; Aconoidasida; Piroplasmida; Babesiidae. The transcript has 4 exons. Gene Ontology annotation, biological process: late endosome to vacuole transport; protein transport; endosome transport via multivesicular body sorting pathway.